UCCACAGUUUUGCAAUUUUAGUCAAAUAAUGAUCAUGACCAACAUAGCUGACGACUGCGGGCCGGCUGGCUCCUCAUCGCGGAAACUGAUCUUCAGUGGACUAAUUUUUGGAGUCUUCUGCAUUUUCCACGCGCUUGUAUUGCGCGAGUCAAUAUCCAGGUUCGAGUCAGACGCACGAGACCUCGUUUACGAGCAAGCUAUGGCGUAUAUAACCGCAAACGUGCCUUCAGAAGUGGCAAAGUGGUACACAUACUUCCCAAAAGAAACUGCUCACAUUAAUGAGCUUGAUCAGGACGAGGAUGAGCUCAUCCAACACGUGCGAGAGAGACUUUUAGUCCCUCCGAACAACAAUAACCCAGAAUACUAUCUGGACAGACCAAACGUCACCGACCCCUCGGAAGGACUCGCGCAGACUGUGAGUGGACUUCUUGGAAAUAUGACGAAAGGCUUUUUCAUAGAGGCGGGUGCUCUGGACGGAGAAGUGAUGUCCAGCACCUUGCUACUCGAAAGGUACAACGAGUGGACCGGUAUUCUGAUUGAGCCUGAUCCGCUCAACUUCCUCGACCUGCUAGGCAAAAACCGCAGAUCGUGGCUCGCACCCGUGUGUCUCAGUUUUCUACAGAAGCCGAUUAUGGUUUCGUUCGAGCAGAAGCUGAGUCUUGGUCGCAUCCAGGGUGCCCCAGGGGCACGUAGGCCCGGUUUGGUUGACGUCCAGUGCGUGCCCUUGUUUAGCCUUCUCGCGGCAUUAAACAGAACCAACGUGGAUUUCCUCAGUUUAGACGUCGAGGGUAGCGAACUAGAUGUACUCAGGACCAUUCCUUUUGGCCAAAUAGAUAUCACGGUGGUUUCGGUCGAGUUCAACAAGAUCGUUGAAGGCCGGCAAGCGCUGAAGGACUUCAUGAAGAGAAAAGGUUACAAAACACUGGAAGGAAGUGAGAAAACGUCUUGGGGAAAACAAAAUUAUAUUUUUGUUAAAGAAAAAUGAUAAUUUCCGAACUGCGAAUAUUUGUUAUUUUACUUCACAAGUUUAAUUAUUGUUGAUCGGUUUCCAUUGCAUGAGAGCAAAUAGCCAAUAAUUGCUUGUGUACAGCAGCUGAAAUAUUAUGUUUAUUAAAAUAAUUGGUAUAUUAUCUCACA
Messenger RNA from Cloeon dipterum, 1137 nucleotides. Its product is annotated as protein Star-like. The record is from RefSeq and is a predicted model, not a curated record. Lineage: Eukaryota; Metazoa; Arthropoda; Insecta; Ephemeroptera; Baetidae. The coding region runs from base 29 to 985 and encodes 318 amino acids. The transcript is spliced from 7 exons.